Symbiodinium necroappetens is the source of this 561-nucleotide messenger RNA. The record is from the annotation of a GenBank genome assembly. NCBI's taxonomy places the organism in Eukaryota, Dinophyceae, Suessiales, Symbiodiniaceae.
AUGCAGCCUGUCUGUUCUGCAAAGCCUGAGGCUCAUAGGGACCAGAAUGUGUAUGUAGGUGAGGCUGUUAGGUUGACGUCCAUGUUGCAGCGAACCCUAGUUUCUGCGCGAGUCGUGGCCAAUUCAGCCCAGAUACUCUCGAAGUAUCGCGCAUUCUCAACUCGGGAGUUGAUCGCCAUUACUGACGUGAGGAAAGGUAUGACGAUAAAGAUCGAGGAUAAGUACUGCGAUGUGAAGGAAUGGAACCCUCACAAACAAGGCCGAGGAGCGGCAGCUUACAACAUCACCUACGAUGAGCUGGACACAGGCAAGGAGAAGCUGCACAAAUUUACAUCCUCCUCUAAAGUCGUCAAGAUAGAGCCAGACAGAGAAGAAUGCCAAGUCCUAUAUACGAAAGGCUCAGGGAAGGAGGAGAAAAUUGUGGUGUUGGCAGAUGCUGAGUACAAUGAGGUGGAAGUUCCUCUUGCUCGUUUUCAGGGCCACUCCAGUGUGCCGGAUGGUGCAACAGCUGUGCUCUACAAGGAUGACGGCGAAAUCAUGAAAAUCGUCGUGAAGCAGUAG